UGGGAGGGGAUAACGGCAUAUAGCGUCGCGACGCCAGCCGUCCGACUUAGUUAGUCUCUCUCUCUUCAGUAGGCCGACAGCGUCGUUCUGAAGUUUAAUCUCCAUUAUAGAGUUGUUUCGGUGGUGAAAGAAAAAGAAAAGGACGGAAAAUGGCGCCGCGCAACAAGGAACAGGAAGCCGAGGUCCUCGCGUGGAUCGAGAGCGUGCUCGGCGAGAAGCUGCCGCCUGGAAACUACGAGGACAUACUCAAGGAUGGCGUUAUUCUCUGUCAGCUGAUCAACAAACUUGCUCCUGGAUCCGUGAAGAAGAUACAGACCAAGGGCACCAACUUUCAGCUCAUGGAAAACGUUCAGAGAUUUCAGGCUGCUAUAAAGAAUUACGGAGUCCCUCAAGAGGAAAUCUUCCAGACGGCAGAUCUCUUCGAGAGGCGCAACAUUCCUCAAGUUACGUUGUGCCUUUACGCCCUUGGGAGGGUCACGCAAAAACAUCCCGAGUAUACUGGACCUCGGCUCGGACCAAAAAUGGCGGAUGAGAACAAGAGGACCUUCACGGAGGAGCAGCUUCGCGCGAGCGAGGGACAAGUUAAUUUACAAAUGGGCUACAACAAGGGUGCCAGUCAGUCCGGACACGGUGGCUUUGGAAAUACGCGACAUAUGUGAUGACAAUAUGACAUGCGUAUCGAUUGCUUAAUCGACUGUACCAUCAAAGUUUUACUGUCCUUUCUAGAGGUCAAAAUCAGGUAAUUGCCCUUGGCGAUAUCGUCGCUAUCCUUUUGCCGUAACUCCUAAUAUGUACAAUAUACUAUACAUGUAUUUUGCGUACGAAUAUAUCUUCUUUCGCUUA
Molecule: messenger RNA, 843 nt
Organism: Cephus cinctus (wheat stem sawfly)
Lineage: Eukaryota; Metazoa; Arthropoda; Insecta; Hymenoptera; Cephidae
Product: myophilin
Exons: 4
Coding region: 150-659 (169 amino acids)
Biological process (GO): actomyosin structure organization
Molecular function (GO): actin binding
Source: RefSeq, a predicted model, not a curated record